Messenger RNA from Mesorhabditis belari, 867 nucleotides. NCBI's taxonomy places the organism in Eukaryota, Metazoa, Nematoda, Chromadorea, Rhabditida, Rhabditidae. The record is from the annotation of a GenBank genome assembly.
AUGGGUUUCCUUUUUUCGACAGCCGCCAUUGUUUUGCUGAUGUUCGCGCGUCGAACCCGGGCGGAUACGUGUCCCGAUACGAGUCCACACGAGUACGUGAAUGUUGGCUAUGGAAUGGAUGCGCCGGCGGCCGAUGGGUACAAUCCGAUGAUAGGUGGCACUCCGCUUUGUUUCCUUUGGCCUGUUCCAACCACAACAAGUACGACGACAACGACGACAACAACCCCGUUCACUGGCUCAACCACCACUGGACCAACUACAACGACGGCAAGCACCACAACGUUCACCACUGUUUCGACGACAACUGGAUCCACCGUCAGCACUACGAGUUACACGGGCUCGUCGACAACUGCUUCCACUGUCUCCACGACUUCUUUCACUGGAUCGACGACAACGGGAACGACGGUCACCACCACUUCGUACACUGGCCCAUCAACGAGCACAGAUUCCACGACAACUGGAUCCUCUACAACGCCCUACACUGGCUCGAGCACUACUGCAUCCUCAACAACCCCCUACUCUGGAUCUUCAACAACUGAGGCCUCAACACUUCCCUACACCGGUCCAUCGACUACAGCCGGGCAAUCGACUCUCGCAUCGCUUGGAUCAAAGAUUGGUUGGCCGAUUUGGAUCGCCGGCGUGCUGAUUGCUUCGCUGGUCAUCAUGGCAAUUAUCUUCGGAGCGACAUGGGCGUUUAUUCGAGGCGGCUCAUCAACAAAUCCCACCACGAAUCCCUAUGCAAAUCAAGCACAUGGCUACAAAGCAGCUCACGCCGAUCUACCGCCACAACCCGUUCAACCGGCCAAUACUGGGGUUUCCACGAUGAACGUCGGCCCGACGUGGACCCAGCCGCACUCGAUGUAUUAU